AUGUUUAUUUUAGAAGAAUAAGAAAUUAAAUUAAUGAAGGAGUAAUAGAAAUAAAAUGAAAGAUAAAAAGACUACUUUUUUCAGAAAUGUAACAAUUAGAAGCUGUUUAAUAGAUAAAGAUUAGAUUAAUAAGAUUCAAAAAGAAAAUUAUAAUAUCAAAUCUUUUUUAAAAAUAUAAAAACAAAGUCAUUAAAAAAUUGUUAGUUAAAUCUCUAAAAUUCACUUAUAAAUCCUCUUAAAUAAAAUAUAAUUAAAUAUUGUUAUAAGAUUUAUCUGUUUUUAUAAAUCCUUUGGAAACUGCCUUAUAAUAUGAUUAUAUACCAUGCGUUUAUAUUAAUGUUUUAAGUUUAUUAGUUGAUGAAAAUGAUAAUGCUACUAAUUUUAAUUGUAAUUUAUUAACGUUUUUAAAAUAUAUUAAAUAAUAUAGAAGAAACUAUUAUUAUUGAAAAUUCAAAUUCUUUAAAAAGAAUAUGAAGAAAUUGAUAGAGAAAAAAGAGAAAAGUAAGAAAAAAAAAAGAAUGAAAGAGGAAAGAAGACUUUAGGAAAUAGAAAAUGA
Paramecium primaurelia is the source of this 556-nucleotide messenger RNA. The record is from the annotation of a GenBank genome assembly. NCBI's taxonomy places the organism in Eukaryota, Ciliophora, Oligohymenophorea, Peniculida, Parameciidae.